Molecule: messenger RNA, 1065 nt
Organism: Hevea brasiliensis (rubber tree)
Lineage: Eukaryota; Viridiplantae; Streptophyta; Magnoliopsida; Malpighiales; Euphorbiaceae
Product: homologous-pairing protein 2 homolog
Exons: 6
Coding region: 136-816 (226 amino acids)
Biological process (GO): homologous chromosome pairing at meiosis; meiotic joint molecule formation; meiotic strand invasion involved in reciprocal meiotic recombination
Cellular component (GO): condensed nuclear chromosome; DNA recombinase auxiliary factor complex
Molecular function (GO): double-stranded DNA binding; recombinase activator activity
Source: RefSeq, a predicted model, not a curated record
AUUGAUACACGCUGUCGUUUUAACACCAGGUCUCCCGUACAAGGCAAGCCUGCUUCUCAUCCUUGGCCAAACAUCACUCCAACUGAGAUUUCAGAGCAUUUUCCCGCGCAUUUUCUCUCGUUUUCCGAUCGGCAAAUGGCUCCCAAAUCUGAAAGCGCCGAAGCUAUCGUGCUUAACUUCGUGAACGAGCAAAAUAGGCCGCUAAAUUCUCAAAAUGUAGCUGACUCAUUGCAAAAGUUCAAUCUUAAAAAGGCAGCCAUACAAAAAGCACUAGACACUCUUGCAGAUAGUGGGAAGAUUUCCUUCAAGGAGUAUGGCAAGCAAAAGAUAUACCUUGCUCGGCAAGAUCAGUUUGACAUCCCAAAUAGUGAAGAGCUUAAUCAUAUGAAAGAAGAAAAUGCCAAACUGCAGCAACAGCUGGAAGAUCAGAAGAGAGCAAUUAGUGAGGUUGAGGGAGAAAUUAAAAUUUUGCAGUCAAAUUUGACCUUGGAACAGAUACGUGACAAAGAAGUCAAAUUGAGAAAGGAGGUAAUGGAAAUGGAGAACAAAUUGGUAAAAUUGCGGGGAGGAGUUACCCUAGUGAGGCCAGAAGAGCGAAAGGCAAUUGAGAAAAUGUACUCGGAGCAAAUAAGUCAGUGGAGAAGGCGUAAAAGGAUAUUCAAGGACCUGUGGGAUGCUAUCACUGAGAAUUCACCUAAGGAUCUGAAGGAGUUUAAGGAGGAACUUGGAAUUGAAUAUGAUGAAGAUGUUGGUGUGAGUUUGCAGUCAUUCAGUGACCUGCCACAGCAUAGUAAGAAGCGGGCGAGAGGCCAGUGACUUUAUAUAACAAGAUACAAGUUAAACGCUUGAUCAAAUAUUUAGGCAUGUAAUUUGUCUGGUAUUUUUCUAGACAUAAACACAUUAAUAAGUUAGUAUAUUCUGCAUCCUAGAAAUAGAGUUGUGCUUUUUUAUCCCAGCCAGGCCAAACUUUGUGAUGUCAUAGUCAUUUAGGUUCAAAAUGGAUUGGAAAAAGACCUGAAUCCGCUAGUCACACUUCUAAUAAUGGUACCAUCCUUUGCAACAAAA